AUGAAGAUGAAGCUGGUCUUGGUCCUGUCCUGUGUGGCCUGUGUUUGUGCAGAUGGUAAGGUUCUGCAUGACAGCUUCGCAGCAGUAGGAUGCUCAGAGUCUGAUGGUGUGAGCGUGCUGACACUGGAUGGUGAAGAGAUUUGGCACGCUGACUUCGCCCGUGAGACAGGAGUGGACACGCUGCCGGACUUUGUCCAACAUAUCAGUUUUGAAGGACUUUACAGCCUGGCUGCGGAUGGAAGGAAGGUCUGCAAAGAAAACUUGCCAAAGGUGCGUGAGGGUCUGAAGGACUUCCCAACAGCACUCGAUCCUCCUUACAGUUUUAUCUACUCAGCCCACAGCGUGGAGCCCGGACUGAAGAACACUCUGAUCUGUCGUGUCUCCGGGUUCUGCCCUGCUCCUGUUAAAGUCCACUGGACCAGGAAUGGACAACACGUGUCCGAGGGAACCAGCAUCAAUGUUCCUUUUCCAAACAAAGACCAAACCUUCUCUCAGAUCUCCAGGCUGGACUUCAUCCCACAGCUGGGAGACAUCUACAGCUGCACAGUGGAACAUGUGGCCCUGAAAGAACCACAGACCAGGAUCUGGGAUGUUGACGUCCAUGCCUCUUUGGGCAUGCCUGAAGCACCUAGGGAGGCGCUCAGGGAGCAUCCUUACCAGAGGUGA
This is a messenger RNA of Nematolebias whitei (Rio pearlfish), 666 nucleotides long. Its product is annotated as mamu class II histocompatibility antigen, DR alpha chain-like. NCBI's taxonomy places the organism in Eukaryota, Metazoa, Chordata, Actinopteri, Cyprinodontiformes, Rivulidae. The coding region runs from base 1 to 666 and encodes 221 amino acids. The record is from RefSeq and is a predicted model, not a curated record. Gene Ontology annotation, molecular function: MHC class II protein complex binding. Gene Ontology annotation, biological process: peptide antigen assembly with MHC class II protein complex; antigen processing and presentation of exogenous peptide antigen via MHC class II; positive regulation of T cell activation. The transcript has 5 exons. Gene Ontology annotation, cellular component: MHC class II protein complex; membrane.